Molecule: messenger RNA, 9840 nt
Organism: Biomphalaria glabrata
Lineage: Eukaryota; Metazoa; Mollusca; Gastropoda; Planorbidae
Product: ectopic P granules protein 5 homolog
Exons: 46
Coding region: 5-8164 (2719 amino acids)
Biological process (GO): autophagosome maturation
Cellular component (GO): cytoplasm
Source: RefSeq, a predicted model, not a curated record
UCACAUGAUCAAAACAAAAAAAAUGGCUGAAGCUGUCAGACCGAAACAUCGAAAGCAAACUAAGAUUAAAAAAGUGAAGCCAGUAACAAAAAGUAGAGAGAUUUCCCCCAUAAAUGAUCCACUAUCCGAGAUUCAGGCAGAUAAAGAAGACAUUUUAGUUAUCAGUUCUGACAUAACCGAGGACAGCUUUAAAGACACAAACCUGCCUGACCUGUUAUUGGAAAGGAACACCCUGAAAGAAGAUGUUAUUGUUAAACUUAAGGAUGGUUCAUCUGAAGUUUCUAGUGAGAUACAGUCAGAACUAGGAGGCUUGACUAGUGAGCAUCAAGCUCCUAGUAAGACUCAGCCAGCACUGAAAGAAGAUGUUAUUGUUAAACUUAAGGAUGAGUCAUCUGAAGUUUCUAGUGAUAAACAAUCAGAAAUAGGAAGCUUGACUAGUGAGCAUCAAGCUCCUAGUAAGACUCAGCCAGCUUGCUUGGAAAAUGAAAAUCAAAAUGUGAAUUCAAAAGGUAUUGAAAAAUGUGUAGCAUCAGAACCCCAUAAUUUGCCCCAGAGACCACAAAAUUUGCCAUCAUUGAUGUUAUCUUCUAAACAACAGUUUCCAGAGUUAAGUACCGGAAGUGGGGCAAGUUUACAAGACAUUUCAUCUAGUAAGAAUACGUUUUCAGAGCAUCAAAAUGGGAAGCCAUCUAUCCGAACUUCAAUGGAGUUACCAUCUCCUGCUGUUGUUGAGGAUCCUAAUACACCAAUGUCUCGAACAGUUUCUCCAUCCACUCCAAAGAUUGUCAAAGAGAAAACAUCUCCCACUGUACCUGCAAUUAUACUGGAAGAGAAAAGCCCAAAUUUACUUGCCCAGGAAGCAAUAGCAAGAAUGAAAAACUUGAAUAUUGUUAGUAGUUCAGCUUCCGAAGUUACCAGCAGUCCUGUUCUCCAACAAACAGGCUCUAGUUCCUGCCAUAAGUCAGAAAGUAUAGCUAGUCAGCAGGCUCAGUUUAACCUCCUAAGCAGUAGAACACAGACAAUGUCACCACAACAUAUCUAUCCAAUACAUCAACUGGAGCAAACAAAGGAAAUCACUAAAACACCUAUGUCUCUGACAGAUCUCCUAUCAUUGUACUAUAACCCAGAGCUGGCAACUAAUGAAAGAUUUGUGGAAGAGUUCACUCAGAAAGAGAUCAAGAAAGAGAACCAUGAGUUCUAUGAGAUUGUGUCCAACUAUAAUCGAGCCAGAAGGCAACUACUUAGUGUGGAAGAAGAUAUUAAAACACUGCAAAAGAAUUACACAGCUCUACAAAAGGAAGUUUGGAUCACUCAUGUGAAAUCUUUGUCAGUGCAGGGAACCUGUGCAGACCAGGCCAGAGUCUAUGCAACACACACCUAUGAGCAGUGUGAGCUCAUUGCAGAUAACUUGUCGAAAAUUGGGUCAACGCUGGAGAACAUCCGUUUACAAAUUUGUGAUAACCUUUCUCUCUUCGCGUACACAUCUCAAAUAUCAAAACUCCAAGUUGAGUCUUACAUUCACAAUCUGUACUUGUCCUGCCCAACUUUUCGUGAUAUGGCGAAAAACAUGCCCAUACCAGCUCGCCAUGAUGCUCCAUUUGCUGAGCAACAUGAUAUCCAGCGGAUUAAAGAUUGUAUAAGUGUCCUUUUUGUAUUUCACCGCAAGCCAAUAUUUGAUACUGAGUUUGUUACAAACAUAAGACAGUGGACUGUGCGUCUGAUAUCAUCUCUGCUACGAGUGGCCUCCUUCUCUGAUCAUUUAUUUGUUCUCAACCAUCUUUUGCGAUGCCCAUCUGGUGUGGGGAAGUGGUCAGCAGAGUUGGUCCAAUGCCCCAGGUUUCAAGGGAAUCCAACCCAGUAUCAGUCCAACUUCAGCUGUCCCAUGCUGAAUCAUACAAUCACAGCUAUGGCCACAGUAUUGUUACCUGUUAAAGCAAGAGAGGAAUUCAUGCAUCAGAUGCAGAUGAAUCUUAAUGAACAAAGUGGAUCAGAUGACAGGGCGUGGAUACUGGUUGAUUCUGAUGGAGAAGAGGAUGAGGAUCCAUCAAACUCUUGGCUCUACCUUCAUGAAAAUGAUAUUGUAGCUUUCCUAAGACAGUUUCCACUGGCAGAUAUUUUCAGUUACAUUUUAUUAUCUUCAAUAACAGAAACAGGUGCUGUAGACUAUGACAUUCGUAGAAGUACAGAACCUAUGAUGUUACGGUUGUUUGCUUUCACCACUACACUGAUUCAACUGUUAGGUACAGGUCUAGUCACUUACAGCAUGGCUCGCUACCGACAACUGAACAAACGACUAGGCAGGCUCAUUAGACAAGCUAUUUCAUUUGUUUCUGACCACUGGCUGAAUUUCAAAACCUAUUAUGGUCCAUUAUCUCCUGCCAGUAUGCAGAAUCUACAGAUUGAGUUUGAUCAAUUGUUUAUGCGAGCCACAUAUAGCAUCUUAAAAGCUCAAAGAGAUGCAAGACCAGCUUUGUUAGGCUCCUGGCAGUUUAUGGCAGACAUGCCCUACACUUGUGUCUCUAUGGACAGUAUGUGGCAGUUACUCUGGGUACUACACCAAGGGGAAGGAAUCAGUGUUGAUAUGUUACCUCCUGUUGAAACCUGUAAAACAUAUUUGAAAAAUUCUGACAGUUGGCAGCAGCUUGCUGAUAAUUUAAUGCACAUGCCGACAUCAGAAGCCAUUUAUUUACUGACAACUUUUGCCAAUAUGGCAGUGUGUAGGUCUUCAGAAGAAGAAGUCUUCAUUCAUUUGAUUACACUUGAAGUAUUUGAGAUUGCCUACAUUUGCAAUCAUACCAGAGAAUUCUGCAAUAAAGUUGGCAGGGAGCUGCUGUCUAGCAUUAUACUCACACAUCCUACUGCUCUCUCCUUCCUGCUUACUAGGGUCAAAGAGGUCAUGGACAAGCUUGGAAAGAUGGCACUCUACUUAUUUUCUGAGCUCCCCGUCAGCAUCUGGCAACCCACAGAUCCAGACAUUCUAACACUGCGUCAGUGGCUCCUUAAUCAUGAGCUGAUCUCUAAUGAGAACCAGCUUGCUCAGAUCAUACUAGCCAAGAUAAACUGGGAUGUCUUUGAAGAGACUGGGAAACUUGUUGUUGACAUUCGUAUCCACCGCCAGAUUGCACUUUUGUUAGUGGAGGCAUACUCAAAGUUCAUAUCUGAUAAAAAAGCUGGGUUUUUUAUUCUAGAAGGCAUGAAAUAUAUGUCAUCCUACUUGUCCUAUGUGACUUCAAAUCUCAGCCCAGAGCAAAAGUUUAACAACUGGGUUUGGAAUGUGGCACUGAGACUGAAACUUCAUCAACAUUCUGUCACUCUACAUUCAUCUGGUGCUCUUGAUUUGAACUUUAACCCUCCAACAUUAGGUGGUGACACUUGGCUUACUCCCUUACACAGAGCUACUUCCAGUAAGAUUCCUAUUGCCUGUUUUGUGACUCUAACCAUGACCAAUAUUGGACACAACAUCACCAACUUUAUCUCAGAAGGCUUGGACUUGUUGGGUGUCCUAACUGCUAACUAUCAGUACACCACUGCAGUGCAUAUACUGGGAUGUGUAGUGCCACUGUUUACAGACAGUCAGCAUUACCUGCUGGAGAAUUCAAGUUUUUGCCAGAUCUUACAAACUUUACUUGGCGCAGAUGAAUCAUUGCUCAAAUCAACCAAAGCGGCCAUCAUGACUGUAGAGUUUCCUGGUUUAGUGACACAACAACUAUCACAAAUGAUUCAGGCACAGGUUACCAGCCAUCUUGUACACAAUAAAGCUGACCUGUAUAUUUUAUUCUGGUUAAAGGCAAUCUUUAAAGUGUGCAAAUAUUUCACUGACAGGAACAGCUGUUAUAUUGCUGAUACUUUAAUAAGAUGGAGUUUUGUCAAGAAGGGAGUUCUAGAUCUGAUAACAGACAUUUUUAAAGAAAAUUAUAAGAAAUUUUGUGUCGCAGUGAAAAACAGGCAAGGUCUAGUGACUUCCAUGUUUAGUUGGAUUGCCAAUGCCAACACCCUGCCAACUUUUAUGGAAGGUGCCUCAAUGCCAGAGUUUUCUUGGCUGGCUUACAUGAUCCUGAGCAUAGAAGGAGAGUAUGAGGUGAACACAAGUCUUUGGCAGACGCUCAUCAUGGAGUUACAUGCCCCUAACCGUCCCACUGUGGAGAACGCAUUGAAAGCUGCAGUCUUGAGGCUUCAGCUUGACCAGUCACCGUCAGUGGCUAGACUGACAAUCUACAGAUGGGCUCAUCAAGCCCUAGACACUCCACCUGACCAUCCUUUACUUCCCAUUAUGUGGCAGAGAUUUUUUGCUCUUUUCCUGGGACGCCAAGUGUUUGAGUCAAAUAUUUCUCAGAGAGCCAGUGUUGGGGAACGUUUCUUUAGCAAUACCUUUUACAACAGCUUGCUGAAGAAGAUGAGGAAGUGUUUGUCUGACACGUCUGCCUUCCAUCUCAACUACGACCCAGCAGCUGAUGCUUCCAAGAGAAAGAAGAGCAGUCAUUCUAGUUACACUACUCCACCUUCCUCUCCAAGGACACCUGUUGAUUGUGAUGUAUUUGAUGGCACUGCUGCCAGUGCCCCUAGUCAAGAUGAAAGUUUUGAGUAUACAAGCUCUAAGGAGUUUCAUGUCAUGUUGGCCAGGUUAUACCAGAUGUACAAGCUGUGGCUGGAAGAACCUAGACUCCAUGAUGGAAACUUAUACCUUCCUGCACUACCACCACAGUAUGAGUCAGCCAGACUAAACCAAGUAUUUCAAGGCUUUAUGACACCAUGGCUGGAGUUUGUGGACUUGGAAGGUAUUCAAUACAACCUGAGCUGUAUGGCUUCUGACUGGAAGAAACAUUUAACAUCUGCCAAAGCACAUUUGCCCAAAACACACAUGCUUUCUUCCAAUGAACCUAAAAAUGCUACAGAAAGAAUUUUGAGAAGGCUGAGAAGGUUUGAUCCUCCUAAAGAUCCACCACCUGUACCUACUAUACAAAGUGCUGUCCCUUUAAUAAACCCAACUCUUGUUGAUGAUAAAACUUCUUUUAUCACCAUGGUUCAGGCAGACCAGCAAGUGUUCAUAUUUUUUACAAAGGAUUUCUCUGAUCGUCAUGCCCAUCACUGUGCCUUGGAUUUCAACUACCUUGAACUGUUGCCAAAUUUAUAUUCCAACAUUAAAAAAACUACAACUGUGCUAGCUGAGUGUAAAAGUAAAGUGAAUCCUCUACACAAGUGUUCUAAUCCUGCUAUCAUUCCAAUCUCAAUUGAAGUGAAACACUUGAAUGAGAUGGUGCAGAGACGUCUGGAGGAGAACAGAGCAGAGUAUCAACAAGUUUUGAUUCAAUCCUUCCUCCCCCCUGCCCCAAAUGUUUGUAUUGCUGCUGUCCACACAGAGAAUGCCAUCACAAUGCUAAUUAAACAAAAUCAAGCUUGUACUGACGAAGCUCGUCUUCAAAAUUUAAAUGCCAUUGGUUGCAGUAUUUUUUAUUCCAUGGUCAACUCUGUUUGUGACCAGACAGACUUCUACCCUCCUGCCAGACAAUUUUUUGCUUCCUGUAUUGAAGUCUUGGGCAGAGAGUUUAUCAGUCGUGACCAAAAUCAAACUCACAUUGUGCUCCAGUUGUGCCUUGAAAAGCCGUCAGUGUCUGGACUGGUCUCCCCUCACUUUAUACCCAACAAUUGUCCUGAAAGUUUAUUAGAUAUGUAUCAACAGCUUCUGCAAGUCUUGCAGUCACAAAACUUGGACUUGGUGUUUGCUCUUCUCACUAAGUUCAACAUACAACAAUGGUUGAAAGAAAGUUCUCCAAGUGAAAUUUCUAGAAAGAGAUUUAUUGAGGUCUUAGGUUCAGCCAUGAUGUCAUGUGGAGCUGAGUUGAAUGCCAAAACAAAACUGGUCUUUGGGAUGUAUUUAUCUCAUCUUGCUGCAACCAUUGAGAGUAACUUCCCCUCAAAUCUCUAUUUUGCAUUUAACAUGAUCCUACAAGGCUCAGCAACAGAACAACUCAACUCUAAAGUCUGGGAAACUUUGCUCAAGUCUUGUUUUACUGAUCAGCUGCUGGUUACUGAGUCAGUGACCAACUCUCAAACAUUUGACCCUUCUGUUGUGAAAGCUUGUGUUGAUUCAACUCUAUCAACCAUUCAGGUCAAAGAAUUAUUGGACUGGAUCAGUUCAUUCUUUAUGCAUGCUAGAAUCAAUGAUACCAACUGUUUGACCUUUGGCCUUUACAACCGUUGGGGAAUGUAUGUUCCAUAUAUCAGUUUGAUGAUUGGUGCCCUUAGCCGCUGUUUAGUAACAAAAAUCAUAAAAAGUUCAAAGAGCUUGACACCUUAUCAGAUCAUGGAGUUUAUCUGGCAACCAUUGGUAGCAGUUAUCUCCCCAUGGCUCCAGCCUCUCCUUCAAGCAGAUGGCACCUUUGCAUUGCCUUGGAUGGAAGCUGAUGAUGUGCUAGCUGUCCAUUUGAUUUCCUCCUUUUACAACACAGUUCUGUACAUCUACCAGAUGAUGAAUUCCUAUGAAGCAGGAAGUGGCAGUGGAGUCAUGUCCCUUCUUGUGAUGUACUAUAUGACAGCCUUGUGUACAAAGACAACCAAAUCUCAUGUAAUUCAUCUCCUUGUCACUGAAUCAAAGAUAUUGCCCUGGAAAGAACUACGCCCAGAUCUUCAGCUCUUAGAAGCAAUGAUACGUGUCAAGGAAGUUGCUUCCCCUUGUUGCUUUGCUUUCAUUGGCUACAUUAUACCCCAAGUUCAAUGGCAAGAGAUUAUUGACUACUCCAAAUCACAGCUUCACCCAGAAGUUGCAUGUCGUAUGCAGACAGGUGUGGCCAUAUUACUCAUGCAGUCCUAUAUAGACACGGAGAUGGCAGAGAAUGAGCCCAUUAGUGAGCUCCUCUUGGCUGGGGAGAAGUUUGAUUGGUCAUUGAUCAACAGGGAAGGCUUCUCCUGUGUAUGUCAAUGGUUUCUGCAACUUUGUGAUCCCAAGUGUGUGCUAGGGGAAUGGUCAUCUAGGCCAGCACUUGGACUCAGACUGUUAAAACAGAUGGCUGGGUUCCAUACCAAUGUCCAGUGGACUGAGGUGGUGUCAGUGAAGAGAGAGAUCUAUCUACACUGUGUGUCCCAACAAAUUUGUCAUGCCACGUACCUGGCUGGAAUUAAAAUUGAUGCUGUUUGCACUGUUCUCAUCAAUUUGUUAUCUGAAAUAGAAGCCAUAGAAACCUCAGUGCCAACAGUUGGACAUCAAGAAGAGGAGUCCAGUAAACUACUGAAAGAAAUCUUCAGCCUACUUAACAAUAGUAACCCAGAGGGCUCAUGGUUGGAGUCUAUGCUGUCAGAGUUAACAGGCUGGUUAAAGUCUUCACCACAGAGUAUUAUGUUAGUUCCUAGCAUUAAGGCUGCAUCAAGGUCACUGGCCUCCCUGCGACACAUGUGCACUGUUCUUGAAGCUGGAGUGGAAGCCUAUUUUGAUGGAUAUGACCAGUCCAGUGAAGGCCUUCAAGGUUGGCCCUUUGUCCUAACAGUAUACCAGGUGCCAGAACUGAACCAAGCUGGUUAUGUACAAGAUGCUCUGUCCGUGAAUGCUUUCCUGGUUCUGUUUGCCUACCUGCAACACAAACUUCCAUUUUGUCAAAAGUUGUCAGAUGAACUUGUCAUCAUGGAAGAGAUAUUGGAUUGGUCCUCAAAGUGCCAGGCACAGGCAAAAGAUGAAGCUAAAAUAAUCCUCUGGUGGCAUCUUUUGCUGCGUCUAAUUGUACGACAGUUAGAAUUCUCUAUCUCUCCUAUUACUGGAACCAUUAAUAUUGUCAGCAGAUUUAUUAACUAUUUGAACGAAAUAGCACAAGAAAGGACAGGUAAAGGUCUGUUGGGUGCUAUAGGAUUAGGUCAGAGAUCAGCACUUUCACAAAGCAUGCGUUUAGUGGCCAAGAGUUUAGCAAUAUUUCUAGCAAGUCAGGUCAUCAGUUCAGAGGUUAUACGGACCAAUCCUACAUCUCGUCCCUCUAGCAAUGUAAAUGUCAGUGAUCUUCGAACAUUACGUAAAAAUAAAUCUUAUGCCCACUUGUCAGGAACUAUUGAUCACAUUCUUAGUUUUGUUCAGAAUGCAGAUAACACCAUGAAAGAUGUGCUCCCCUUGUUUGGUCAAAUUGUCACAGAUUUAUAUUCAGACAAGCGAUAUUUGUAUGAGGUUAUGGAGGUCAACACUCGUUAAAUCAGACUUUGAAACAUGGAGAGUAUUUAAAUAAGCUAAUUCAUUUUAUAUGAUCUUAUAGUUUGCCAGCACCAUAGAGGAUCUAUUUGUGAACAGUUCCAAAUACCUUAUGUGAUUGAAAUGUAUCUAGUAUCAACUUUAUAUUACAAAUUGUUCAUAGAUUUUACUUUUUUUUUUUAAAUCAUAAAUGUAUGCCAAGGCGUACAAUUGAUCAGUAAUUCUAAAGUGACUUUGUAAAUAAUUUAAAUGAAAGUUAUGAGGAAAUGACCAUUAUUUCUUGCCAUUAUUUUAUUGGCUAAAUAAUUGACUUCCCUUAGUGUUGUUCAAACGACUUAUCUCCCCUGACAUUGGCUUUCCAGUCAGGAGUCACAAUGCUAAGAUUUGAAAUCUGGUCCUAUUUCUGAUUGUUCCUUGAGAGCAGAAAAGUCACAUGAAACAAAAUAUCUUUAAAUAAGUUUCAUUGAUAAAAUCUACAUCAAAUUUAGAUAAAGAUGUAAAUGCAAAUAGUUACGAAUGAACGGUUCAUUUGAUUAAGUACAGAUGUUGAAUUGUAUAGUGAAUACCACCAAGAUCUUAGCACUUUGUUGAUCAUUAGCUUCAGAGAUUUACUUGGCCAGUUCAUUGCUGUGUUAUUGUACAAUGAUAGCCCUUGCCCAACAGUUGUACUGAAGUAUAAACUUGGUCUAUUCAAAGGAGUGCUAACCAAAAAUGUUUCUUUAGUUCUGUUGCUCUGGGACUCGAACUUCAUUCAGCUAUAGUUAUAAGUAAAUGAAUGCUAUAUUUUGUGUGUAUAUAUAUACACACCUACCUACCUGUACACCUUGAAUUUUUUUUCAUUUAGAAAUUGUCCUUGGGAAGUGUUUCUGGACUGAAUCAUAUUUCACAUUCCAUUAAUUGCAGGCCUACGUUCUUUACUGUUACUAAAAACUAAUGUUUUCACUCAUUUACUUUGUGUAAAUUAAUUGUGUGUUCUUGAUAUUGGAAUGGUUCUUUGAAAUCCUACAGUAAUUGCUGUGAUUUUGCAGUUUUAUGUAUCAUUAUAUCUUAAACACAAUUUUGUGUUGUUUUUUUUUCUCAUUGAUUGAAAUUAAUCAUGAAUUAAAUCUGAUACAGAAUUUUGUUUUUGUUUUAAAAGUACCAUCAUGAAACACAUAACCAGUCCUGUUCUCCCUUUCCAUUGAUUCUUUUUAUUUGUUCCCCUUCCCCCAAACAUUCAAACCAGCUUCUUGCUGCAAUAAGCUCAUUUCUGAAGCCUGCCAUUCUGGUGCUUAAGGCAUUAUUGUGAUUUAGUAAUACCUUGAACAGAGCUUCAGACUACUGCCAUUCAUCUAUUUGAUGCAUAUUGACAUCAGAACAUCAUUGUUAGAUUUUUUUUGUGUGUACAUAAAAUAUUUAAUAAAUUAACUAUCCACAAUAUACCAGUGAUGUUGUACAUGAUUCAAAACAGUUCACUAUUAUAAACUGCCAAAUAAACACUGCAUUGCUAUGCAUUAACUUUCAGUUUCUAUUGGACAUGACCAUAUUGUUUGUUGUUGUAUCAACAUGAACAACUCACUUAAAGAUGAUCACCUCUUAGUUUUCAGUGUUUCUAAGUAAUCAUUGGAUCUUUCAUCAGAUAAAAGAUGAAUAAAACAAAAAUUUGAAUCAUUUAAUUAAAUCAUUGCUAUACUAACGUU